AUGGUGGCGGACAUACUUCUUCAAAUUGCUCUCAUCCUCGUAAUGGUCGUCAUGUUCUUGGCGAUGCACAACAUUCCACAGAGAUUCUUUGCGAAGCUUCGGUUUCGUUUUCGUUCCGAUGUCGAAUCCAAACGCCACUUCGUGAGAGGCGCUCAGCUUCUCGCUCGAGCAAGAUCUGCUCCGUCGCGCUCAUCGGCGACGUCGUUGGCGGAACAAGUCGUAGCGGAAGCCGAUAAGGCGAUCGCUCUCGAUCCUAAGGAUGCCGCUGCUCACAUCCUCAAGGCUUUGGCUCUCGAUAUUCAAGGAUUCAAGACCUCUGCUCUUGAAUCACUCGAUACGGCUUUGUCGCCCCUCGCCGCUAAGUCGCUCAGCAACGAGGAGCGAGGCGACGCGUUGUACAAACGAGCUGAGUUGAAGAUGUCCACGAAUCGGCGAGCCGUAGUUGACUCGGCUUUGGCUGACUUGACCGAGUCUGUGACGCUGAGUCAGAAUGCGAAUGCGUAUUGUUGGUUGGGGAAAUGCUAUGAAAUGAAGAAACUAAGAGGAGAAGCUAAGAAAGCAUAUGAAGAAGCGUUGAACAUCGAGCCACGAUUAUCCAAAGCCCGGGAGGCAUUGGAACGCCUAUCAUCAUCGUGA
Messenger RNA from Cucurbita pepo subsp. pepo (vegetable marrow), 636 nucleotides. RefSeq lists its product as uncharacterized. Lineage: Eukaryota; Viridiplantae; Streptophyta; Magnoliopsida; Cucurbitales; Cucurbitaceae. The record is from RefSeq and is a predicted model, not a curated record. Gene Ontology annotation, molecular function: protein binding.